Molecule: messenger RNA, 342 nt
Organism: Chenopodium quinoa (quinoa)
Lineage: Eukaryota; Viridiplantae; Streptophyta; Magnoliopsida; Caryophyllales; Amaranthaceae
Product: auxin-binding protein ABP19b-like
Exons: 2
Coding region: 1-342 (113 amino acids)
Cellular component (GO): cell wall
Source: RefSeq, a predicted model, not a curated record
AUGAGCAUGAACUCGACUAUUGUGUCAGGGAUCCUAGAUCUUCCUCGAGGACCUCAAGGAUAUGCUAGUAAAGAUUCUGCUAAAGUCACAACUGAUGAUUUUGUUCACACAGGUUUUCGAGGUGAAAAAACUACUAAGAAUGUUUUUGGAAACAAUGUGACAUUAGCAUUUUCAGAUGUGUUUCCAGCCUUUAAUGGUUUAGGCAUAUCUAUGGCUAGGUUAAACUUUGCUAUAGGAGGAGUAGUUCUAGUACACUCUCAUCGUACAUCAGAAGUUCUUAUUUUGGUUAAAGGUUCAAUCAUUGCAGGAUUUAUUGAUACAAACAACACUGUAUAUUAUUAA